GCUAUGCUGCUUCAUUCACAGUGAAGCUCUCUGCUCAACGAGUACAAUCCCGCGAAUUUUCGUUCAUUUCAUUAGUUUCAGACAGCGACUAUUGGUGUAAACGCAUGAAAAUGCAACGUUUUGCUGCGGCAUUCAAGCUGUUCCGGCGGGAAGCACACACCAUCCCAAAGCAUCUCGAAGCUAUACCCAACGAGCGCGAUCCACCGUUUUCGAAGAUGGUCGAAUAUUGCUUUCACAAGGCAUGUAUCGUUCUCGAGCCACAGCUGAUUGAAUCGAUGAACAAGUAUCCCUCGAUGAGUGCGGACAAGCGCAUCAACAGAGUGCAGGCAAUUUUGAAAAUCAUCUCUAACAAUUCCAGCACACUCGAGUUUCAGUUUCCUUUCGUGCGCGACGACGGUAGCUAUGAGAUGGUGACAGCAUUCCGAGCCCAUCACUGUCUCCAUCGUCUUCCGGUAAAAGGGGGCAUUCGAUACUCGCUGGAUGUGUGCAAAGAUGAAGUCGAAGCACUUUCCGCCCUAAUGACCUUCAAGUGCGCCUGCGUAAAUGUACCGUUUGGGGGAGCUAAGGGUGGAAUCAUAAUUGACCCCGCUAAGUACAGUGAAAAAGAGUUACAAAGCAUCACCAGGCGCUACACGGUGGAGUUGGCGAAAAAGAACUUUAUCGGUCCAGGUAUUGAUGUGCCAGCUCCGGAUAUGGGUACUACGUCACGCGAAAUGUCCUGGAUAGCCGAUCAGUAUGGGAAAACGUUUGGACACCGAGACAUCAACACGAUGGCCGUUGUGACCGGCAAACCGUUGAAUCAAGGUGGUGUUCGAGGCCGCACAGAAGCAACCGGUAAAGGGGUGUACAUUGCGACCAAUUGUUUCACGCGUGAAGCCAGUUGGAUGCGUGAGAUCGGUCUCGAGCCCGGACUGGAAGGGAAGUCGGUCAUUGUACAAGGUUUCGGAAACGUCGGCCAGUACGCUGCCGAACAUUUCCAUAAGGCGGGCUGCAAAGUGAUUGGUAUUAUCGAAAAGGAUGUUUCGUUGCACUGCAAAUCCGGUAUCGACAUAAAAGCGCUCAGUCGGUACAAGACCCAACAGAAGACGAUCAAAGGAUACCCGAAGGCAAACGAAUUUAAUGGCGAUUUGCUGCUGGAAGAGUGCGAUAUCCUCAUACCGGCUGCGAUGGAAAAAUCUAUCACCACCGAAAAUGCCAAAAACAUUAAGGCAAAAAUCAUAGCCGAGGGAGCCAACGGUCCCACGACUCCUGCUGCUGAUAAGAUUCUACAGGAUCGCCGCAUUCUCGUCAUUCCUGAUCUCUACUGCAAUGCCGGAGGUGUAACGGCGUCUUAUUUUGAAUAUCUGAAAAACAUUAAUCACAUCUCAUUCGGGAAGCUAUCGUUUCGCCACGAGGCUCAAAAUUUGCGAGAAGUGCUCGCUUCUGUGCAGGAGUCUUUGCGCAGUGCCGGAGUCUGCGUUACUGUAACACCAACCAAGCCCCUCAAACAUUAUUUUGAACAUGCCAGUGAGGCAGAUGUGGUAACUUCCGGUCUGCAAUUUGUAUUAGAAACGGCUGGCAAAGGCAUUAUGAAUGUAGCCUCGCAGCACCAACUAUGUUUAGACAUUCGAACAGCGGCCUAUAUCUGGUCGGUGGAGAAAAUUUUCAAAUCCUACGAAGAAGCGGGACUUUCCAUGUGAACAUCUAUGCAUUUUGUCUAAUUUCACGCAAUAAUUCAAAAUUUAAUCGUUAAUGGUUGUUUUCUAAUUUGUUUCUAAUAACGUGAUCAAGUACAAGAUUAAGUUCACCUACCUCCAAAAGAGUCAAUCGGUUAUAAAGAACAGAUUCUGGCAAGUUAAUUUUUUCGUCCAAAAAUACAUUUCUACGACACGAUCUCGUUAGCACAUAUAAGGAA
Anopheles funestus (African malaria mosquito) is the source of this 1894-nucleotide messenger RNA. It is a transcript of the gene bb8, whose product is annotated as glutamate dehydrogenase, mitochondrial. The record is from RefSeq and is a predicted model, not a curated record. Gene Ontology annotation, cellular component: mitochondrion. Gene Ontology annotation, molecular function: L-glutamate dehydrogenase (NAD+) activity. Gene Ontology annotation, biological process: L-glutamate catabolic process. Lineage: Eukaryota; Metazoa; Arthropoda; Insecta; Diptera; Culicidae. The coding region runs from base 105 to 1679 and encodes 524 amino acids. The transcript has a single exon.